Exophiala xenobiotica is the source of this 3224-nucleotide messenger RNA. RefSeq lists its product as uncharacterized. The transcript has 2 exons. NCBI's taxonomy places the organism in Eukaryota, Fungi, Ascomycota, Eurotiomycetes, Chaetothyriales, Herpotrichiellaceae. The record is from RefSeq and is a predicted model, not a curated record. The coding region runs from base 1339 to 2265 and encodes 308 amino acids.
GAGGAAGAGGCGGAAGAUGAACGACCACGUACUUUCACACGAACGAUUGCGUUAUCGCCUUCGGAACUGUGCAAUCAUGGAGAAUUGGAGCAUGGCAUCGUGACAAGACGAACUGGUCGCUCCGCCGUCAACAACCACAUGUUGUUCCGUCAAUGACUGUGCCAUCGUUAUAGACAAGGCUGAGACGCAAGACGGGAUCCAUUGGCAGAGGAAAACUGUUGGCCGCCAGGCAACGAGGCAGUUGUGAUUGAGAUGGUGAUGGAUGCAUGGGUGGGUGAGGGAUGGACACGAUGGAGAAGAGAUCACAGCUGGGUCUCUGAAGCUUGGGCGCGGUUUGGGCUCUGAUUUGGCGGCGGGGUAAAGCCCAAACACGCAUCUCAAGCAUCCCAUUCGACCCUCGACUCCCUCGACGGGUUGCGCCGUUAUUGGAAGAACAACUUCCCCCCGAACCCACUCUCCUCUAUCAAAAUCAAUUGCGACAAUACGCGAGCCGCUCACGAGGGAGUGUCGGCUUCUUUCUUCUGCAUGAUAUGCGAAGGAACAAUCUCUGCAAUCUGCGCGUGCUGCAGGGGGAACCGGAGCUGUGCUGGCCUGCUCGAAUCGUCGACGCGUAUGAUCAUGACGCUCCAUUUAAUCUUGCGCAGCAUGAACCAGCAGCACCAAGACCUGGCCAGCUAAGCCUGAAAGACACUGGGACGCUGCAGGAGACAGGAUUUUGGCCAUUCACCACAGCUUGCAGCUCCAUUCCAACCACUACCAUCUCGACGCCCGCAUCCACCACCCGCUCUAGCUUUGUAUGCUGCAGCUGCGCACGCCGAACAACUCGUGAGUGAAUCUCCCAUGACCCAGAAUCAACCUGCACGCUGCUGCCUCCGGACGGAACCUUACCUCAGACAUCCCUCAGAUCCCAAACCCUCCUCCAUGGCCGCAACCGGCCACUCACAGCGCGCCGUUGCAUGUCUUGCAGCUGCGGCCUACGUUGGCCUAUCCGCACCUCCUGAUCAUCUGCCAGUGUCCUGUGCUCAGUGGCUCUUCGUAAAUGGCUGAUCGGUUCUUCUGCGCCUCGAACGAGCAAGGCCAGGAAUUUUUGUUCUCACUUCUUGCGCUGAGAGCGACCAAUCUGUCGCUCAGAAGAGCCCCCCAGAAGACAAUAUCCGGCCGACUCUCUACCUUUCUUUUUCGUCCAAGACGUCGAGUCUACCAUAUAAUUCGCGGGUCCCCCCGCUACUGGUGAACGAACCUGCUGGUGCCAUAUGCCGGCCGCUACUCGCUUGAUCUCAGUCACAUGCAGCCCGUCCACUUCAACAGCCGGUUUGCGCUGCUCGAUCUCCUCUCCCGAUGUCAAAUUUGUUUGAUGCGCAAUGGUCAAAUACGGAGAAAAUCACUUUGUUGACCAAUAUCCUUGAAGGCGCAGGGUGGGACGUUCCUGGGUAUUUGCUUCAGAGCAUAAUUGGCAACCAUAUACAACCGCGAUGGAACGAUAUCGCUCUGCCGUCAGGUCGCUCGCUGAAUGCUUGCCAAAAGAUCUACGAGGACAUGUUGCGCGGUUCCCGAGCUCGAUCCUUUCCGUCUGGCAUGGGUCUUCCGACCUAUACCCCUCAAUUGUUCGAACCUCACAUAGCACAAGGAAGAGCGGUAUCUGCACAAGAACCCCAGCCACCGAUUCAUCGCAACAUCCAACCUCGUCCUCCGCGGUCUACAGAAUCGCCCAUGCCUCCUACCACAAACGGCGACGGAUUCACCAUUCUGCGGCCCUUUGCGCCUGAGAUCCCAAUGGAGCGGCGCAGGAAGCGCGGUCGCCCGACGAAGGAAGAGGCCGAAGAACGCGACAGGAGACUUGCAGCUGUCGGCCAGACUUACGAGCCGAAAAAGCGCCCGGCAAAGAAGCCUCGACCCUCUGAAACUCCCGGUUCCCUAUCAGAGCCACUUCUAGGGACGUCACCGAGUCUGCAGACUCCCAUCGCGCAGCGUGUCGAGGCCAAAGACGAGUCAUCUAGCGGCAAGCGAAGGUCAAGACGUCGAGGCGAAGAACCGUCUUCUUCUCAGCACCCGCCGCCUAGAUCAUCUCCUGAGGAUUCUGGUGGCGAACGAAGCACCGAUGCUGCCCAGAGUCCUUCGGAUAGAUUGCUGCUGCAAAGGUCAGGCGAACGCGCCCAGGCCCUAUCCGCUAUGGCUCGCGACAUUCAGCAAGAGCAAAGUCCAGGUCUUGAGCAACAGUCAGGACCGCAACCGGAAGGUCCGCACUCUAGACCACCGUCGCUCUGACUGCGACUUGGAACCAGGCUGCGACUCCGUCCCCCAUACCAGAAGCUCAAUGCAUUCCUCCGCCUUUAGCGCAACGAUUCCCUCUACGAGCUACGACUAUAGAAAACAACAUAACUACACGAUACCCAUAGUUACGACCGACACAGACCAACGGGUGGCUGAUAAUCUAUGGCGUCUUGCAAUUUGUCUUCAUUUCUGUCGCAGAUGGAGUUAACAACUACUCAUGAACGACUUAAUCGCAUAAUGGCAGCCUCGGCCAAGCACAUGAGCACCAAAAUCUCUAUUAUUAUAUGUAUGUAUUUCUAAUUUCUGGAUCGAGACGAGCCAUGAACUGCAGGCCAGAGCAGGUCUCUCGAUCAUUGAAUCUACUACUGGGAAAAGGACGGUUGUUUUUGCACGGCGCAGCUUAGGGGGGACGACGAAGUAUACGAGGCACCGUCGUUGGCUUGUUGAUCUUCAUUUGUGGGAGGAUCAUAUCAAAAAGCAGGAAACGACACCAAGGAUAUGAUAUUUUGCCACUGGUGACGGCGUUCUAUUUCGACACAAUCCUAGAUGCAAGGCCGGGCCUAGGGGAUAAUUGCUGGUUGUUACGACUUCUUCCACCCUUUUCAACUUGUGGCAUACUAGAGAUGAUCCGACUGGAUCACGAUUUGACCGAAGCAGUACUUACUCCGUGAAGGCUUGAGGAAGAUACACAUGUCCUCUACCUACUACUAGUGUUUGGGUAUACAAAUUCACUUGUUACAGGCGCGUCUCGAGGGACGACUGCCACAUUAUUCUAAAUCACGACGGAGUAUUGUGUCUUCUGCUUCCCGUUCCAAUUUGUGGGGAGCGAUCUUUGAUCGCUGUGGGAUUGUCUGCACACUGGUGAAUGCUGCUUUCGACCACGCCCAAAGCUUUUGAGAAACCAUGGUCACUCCUCCAUCCCAGCCCUCGGGACCAAAUUGCACGCUGUGGCU